Molecule: messenger RNA, 9581 nt
Organism: Ruditapes philippinarum (Manila clam)
Lineage: Eukaryota; Metazoa; Mollusca; Bivalvia; Venerida; Veneridae
Product: solute carrier family 2, facilitated glucose transporter member 10-like
Exons: 13
Coding region: 197-2128 (643 amino acids)
Biological process (GO): transmembrane transport
Cellular component (GO): membrane
Molecular function (GO): transmembrane transporter activity
Source: RefSeq, a predicted model, not a curated record
GCUUAAUACUAAUUACUGUUAUUUGUUUUCAGAUAUGGUUCAAUUGUGAUUGGAUGACAAUGAAGUAGCUCAUUUGCUAUGAUGAAGUGUAAAUAAAGCUGUAAGCAAACAGUCUACAUGUAGUGUGCAGUUUUUAGAAUAUAAUGAAGUAGUUAUCUAUACAUCAAGUGACAGAUGUUAAAGCUGUUUGGAAAACAUGGAGGAACAGUAUAAGGAAGGAGAGACGCUAAUCAGUCGCCAUGGCAAUCAAGAUUCUGAUGAUGGCGCUGGGGAAUUCCAGAUGGAAUUGUCUGAACAGCAUGUAGAAAGUGGAGAAGUGCCAACAACACCAGGAGAAGCCCCACCUUCAAAAGUAUGGGCAUGUUUCUAUGUCAUCUCAGCAUCUGUCAUGGCUUCAUUGGGCGGAGUACUGUUUGGAUAUGACAUGGGAAUUAUAUCAGGAGCCAUUUUACAGCUUCGAGAUGUUUUUUGCUUGUCAUGUCUUGACCAAGAGUUAGUUAUUAGUGCUAUGCUAAUGGGGGCUGUACUAGGAUCUUUAAUUGGAGGGUUCCUGAUAGAUCACUGUGGUAGAAGACUCACUAUUAUAGCUAACUCUGUAGUGUUCCUCAUAGGGGCUCUAAUCCUUGGCUUCUCUCCAAGUUUUGCCAUACUGGUAGUUGGAAGAUUGAUGGUAGGGUUUGCAGUGUCAGUGUCAGCCACUGGAGAAUGUAUUUACAUAUCUGAAAUUGCUCCUGCUAAAAGACGAGGAUUGCUAGUUUCACUGAAUGAGCUUGGGAUCACACUAGGUCUACUGUUGGCUUACUUAUGUAACUUCCUGUUUAUAAGUGUAACAGAUGGAUGGAGAUGGAUGUUUGGUCUAUCAGCAAUACCAGCUGUAGUUCAGGGUAUAGGAAUGUUCUUCCUGCCUAUGAGUCCACGGUUUCUCAUGUUGAAGAAGAGAGAGAAUGAUGCUGUAAAUGUGCUGAAGAAAUUAAGAGGAACAAACAAAAUUGAGAGUGAAAUUAAUGAUAUAAGAGUAUCAAUAGCAUCUGAAAAGAACAAGAGCUGUACAGAUGUUUGUGGGUCCGAGGAUGGUAUGAGAGGUAGAAUGUUUAUAGGUGUAGGACUUGUCUUUUUUCAACAGUUUACAGGACAGCCAAAUGUUUUGUAUUAUGCACCAACAAUAUUUGAGGAGAUCGGUUUUCACUCCAACUCAGCAGCCACUCUUGCUACUGUUGGUCUUGGAAUCGUAAAGGUGAUUAUGACAAUAAUUGCACUGAUCUGUGUGGACAAGUUUGGUAGACGUAAACUACUUCUAACGGGUUCCACAAUAAUGGGAGUUGGUAUAUUCAUCCUGGGAAUUGUGUGCCACUUUGAGAGCGCGUCAAUACCUAACAAAGCCUGCGUAGAUCACAGUCAUUGUCACAGUUUAACUGAACAUACUCAUGCUUUUGCUACCAGUAUACCUGAUCUCUCUAAUUCACAGAAUAUAUUAUCAACUUUAAAAUCUAUGAGCAAAAGAGAUUUUGUAAAUGAAACUUUAGACAAUGGUUUUGUUUCAUAUUCCAACAUAUCAACGGUUGUGCCUUCAUUGUAUCAAAAUACUCAAAAUAAUUCCAGUACAGAUUUAUUGGAUAAAGUUGCAAUAAAUAACUCAAACAGUGGUGGUUCAGUAAAGGGAGACAAUUCAAGUCAUUCAUCUUUAAUUCAGAGAAUAGCAGGGUUUACUGCCUUGAUGUGCUAUGUUGCUGCAUAUGGAUUCAGUUUUGGACCAGUAACAUGGUUAGUGCUGAGUGAAAUAUUUCCUGCAACAGUGAAAGGACGUGCCAUUGCUAUAGCAACAGUGUUCAAUUGGGGAACAAAUCUUAUUGUUACUUUUACAUUCCUUGAUGUCAUGAAUGCCCUUGGUGUGACAUGGACUUUUACAGUGUUUGGUGUGAUAUGUGCCUUCAGUGUUAUGUUUAUUUACUCCUUUGUGCCAGAAACUAAGAAUAGAACGCUAGAACAAGUGUCUGCUGAAAUGAAAACAAAGCCACCUUUGAUUAGGAUGAAGCAAAACUGUCGUCAAUUGUGCUGUUGUUUCAGGAGCAGACACUCUGUUCGUAGUUAUGGCAACUAUAGAAGAGUCCAGUCAGAGACAGUCACAUGACAAUCAUGUGUUUUUAGCUCACCUGUCACAAAGUGACAGGGUGAGCUUUUGUGAUCGCUUUCCGACGGGCGUCCGUUGUCUGUAAACUUUUACUUUAAAUGACAUCUCCUCAAAAACCACUAGGCCAAUUUCAUCCGAACUUCACAGGAAUGUUCCUUUGGUGGUCACCUUUGAAAUUGUUCAAAGAAUUUAAUUCCAUGCAGAACUCUGGUUGCCAUGGCAACCGAAAGAAAAAAACUUUAAAUAUGUUCUUUUAAAAAAUCCUAAGAGCUAGAGCUUAGAUAUUUGGCAUGAAACAUCUUCUAGUGAGUGUCUACCAAGUUUGUUCAAAUAAAAGCCCUGGGGUCAAAAUUAGCCCCGCCCCGGGGGGUCAUUGAUUUUCCCUAUUUGCAUAUAGUAAAAACUUAAAAAAUCUUCUUUUAAAGAACCCAAAGAGCUAGAGCUAAGAUAUUAAGCAUGAAACAUGUUCUAAUGAGUGUCUACCAAGUUUGUUCAAAUAAAAGCCCAGGGGUCAAAAUUGGCCCCGCCUCAGGGGGUUAUUGAUUUUCCUUAUAUAUGCAUAUAGUAAAAACUUAAAAAUCUUAUUUUAAAGAACUCAAAGAGCUAGAGCUAAGAUAUUUAGCAUCAAACAUGUUCUAAUAGGUGUCUACCAAGUUUGUUCAAAUAAAAGCCCUGGGGUCAAAAUUGGCCCUGCCCCGGGGGGUCAUUGAUUUUCCAAAUGUGUAAAGCAACAACUUAAAAAAUCUUCUUUGAAAAAACCCAAAUAGCUAGAGUUUAGAUAUCAAGCAUGAAGCAUCUUCUAGUGAGUGUCUACAAAGUUUGUUCAAAUAAAAGCAAUGGGGUCAAAAUUGGCCCGGCCCCGGGGGUCAUUGAUUUUCCUUAUAUGUGUAUAGCAAAAACUUAAAAUCUUCUUUGAAAAAACCCAAAUAGCUAGAGUUUAGAUAUUAAGCAUGAAACAUCUUCUAGUAAGUGUCUACAAAGUUUGUGCAAAUAAAAGCCCUUGGGUCAAAACUGGCCCCGCCCCAGGGGUGUCAUUGUUUUUAACUAUAUGUGUAUAGUAAAAACUAAAAAAAAUCUUCUUUUAAAAAGCCAAUGAGCUAGAGCUUAGAUGUUUAGCAUGAAACAUCUUCUUAUGAGGGGGGAGGGGGGGGGCUAUAUACAGGUGAGCGACCUCAGGGCCAUCAUGGCCCUCUUGUUUACAACCAUGACAACUUCAAGGGUCAUACCAGAAAAAUAUCAUUACGCCUGCCAUCGGUAAUACUUCGGAAUCUAUAAACAAUAUCUUAUUGCAAGUGUUCUUAUACCAGUAUCAGCAAAGUUAGUUUGUGGCUGCAACAAUUGUUAAAGGUUUGAAUCAGGAAAAGGCAUAUGGUUUUAGCAAUCCAGGGUUCCAUUGUUAUUCACCAAAUUCAUUAAAUUUGCAAAGCUGCCACAAUUUGGAUUAUACAAGGUGUUUUUUGAAUGGUUGUAAACAUUGUUUUCUUUUCAUGAAAUGCAAUAUUCAAUGGAUUUUUACUCUGAUAUGGUUGUGGACAUUUCAGUUGGCAACUAUUUGGGGUCACUGACUGCUCUGAUUUAGUUAUCUGUCCUUAAGUUUGAGUUUCAUAUCAUUUUAGGGCAUUUCAAGGACAGAUAACUUAUAUAAAAAAUUUCCAAACCUUAAUUUUAUUUUACUAUUGGUCUUAGUUUUUAGCUCGACUAUACGAAGUAUAUGGAGAGCUGUCCUACUCGCCCCGGAGUCGGUGUCCGCGUCCGCGUCCAGAUUUUAGAUUAAAGUUUUGGUGCAGUAAAAUAUUUCUCACUAUAACUUUGUCAUUUCUUAAGGUAUCAACUUAAAACUUCAAAUAUAUGUUCCUUAUCAUCAACCACAUCUUAUGUGACAAUGUUCAUAACUCUAGCACCAAUAUUUUCAGAUUUAUCUCCCCUUGAACUUAGAAUUUUCCUUAAAAAAUACUAUUUUUUACUGUUACUUCUUUAUUUCUUAAGGGAUCAACCUCAUACUUCAAAUAUAUGUACCUUAUCAUCAUCCCCAUCUUAUGUGACAAGGUUCAUAACUCUAGCACCAAUAUUUUUAGAUUUAUCUCCCCUUGAACUUAGAAUUUUCCUCAAAAAGUACUAUUUCUUACUGUUCCUUCUAUAUUUCUUAAGGGAUCAACCUCCUACUUCAAAUAUAUUUACAUUAUCAUCAUCCCCAUCUUAUGUGACAAGGUUCAUAACUCUAGCACCAAUAUUUUCAGAUUUAUCUCCCUUUGAACUUAGAAUUUUCCAUAAAAAAUAUUAUGUUUUACUGUUACUAAUUUAUUUCUAAAGGGAUCAACUUCAUACUUCAAAUAUAUUUACGUUAUCAUCAUCCACAUCUUAUGUGACAAGGUUCAUAACUCUAGCACCAAUAUUGCAAGAAUUAUCUCCCCAUAAACUAAUAUUUUUUGACUAGAAAAUUGUUAUUUUUUAUUAUAACUUUUUUAUUUUUAAAGGUAUCUACCUCAAACUUCAAAUACUUAUUCCUUAUCAUCAAUUACAUUUUAUGUGACAAUGUUCAUAACUCUUGAAGCAAUAUUUACAGAUUUAUCUCUCUUUGAACUUAGGAUUUUCUUUAAGAAAUAUAAUAACUUCUUUACUUUUUAAGGUAUCUACUUCAAGCUUCAAAUAUAUAUUUCUUAUCAUUACUCAAAUGUUGUGUGACAAGGUCCAUAACUCUAGCAUGACUUUUUCUAGAAUUAUUCCCCUUGAUCUUGGAAUUUAUGUUAACAAAUAUUAUUUUGUACUAUAACUUAAUACAUAAUUAUACCUAAUUGAUUUUUCUUUCACAGUUUUGUCCUCCUUACUGCGUCCAGUAUUUUAUUAGUCGAGCUUCGCUGUCUCCUGUGACAGCUCUUGUUUAUUUUGAUCAUGAUUGAAAUAUGUUAAUACUAGUUUCGCAAUAAGUUAUUAUAAGUAUUAUCUGCUUUAUUUAAGUAUUAGUAUUUGCUUGCAAGUAUAAUGAAUAUUGCCAGUAUAAAAAAUGUGCCAUUCUAAUGUAAGUGAAAAAUAAUAUUGUAUAAUGUCAUAUACGUAAUGUAUCUGUACCUCACUUCUUUCAAUGUUCAAAUUGUUUCAUUUAAAUAUGCGCUGCGCCAUACAAAACCAACAUUAUGCGUUUGCCACCAGCAUGGAUCCAAACCAGCCUGCGCAGUCUGAUCAGGAUCCAUGCUGUUUGCUUACAAACCCUAUAACAAAAAGAGAGCUACAAACCCUAUAACAAGUAGAGAAACCAAUAGGAAACCACUACAAACCCUAUAAAAAGUAGAGAAACUGAUAGGGAACAGCUACAAACCCCAUAACAAGUUGAGAAACUGAUAGGGAACAGCUACAAACCCUAAAACAAGUAGAGAAACCGAUAGGGAACAGCUACAAACCCUAUAACUAGUUGAGAAACCAAUAGGGAACAGCUACAAACCCUAUAACAAGUAGAGAAACUGAUAGGGAACAGCUACAAAUCCUAUAACAGGUAGAGAAACCGAUCGGGAACAGCUACAAACCCUAUAACAGGUAGAGAAACUGAUAGGGAACAGUUACAAACCCUAUAACAAGAAGAGAAACCGAUAGGGAACAGCUGCAAACCCUAUAACAAGUAGAGAAACUGAUAGGGAACAGCUACAAACCCUAUAACGAGUAAAGAAACUGUCAGCAAACAGCAUGGAUCCUGAUCAGACUGCGCGGAUGCACAGGCUUGUCUGGAUCCAUGCUAGUCGCAAACCCAUUAUGUUGGUUUUGUCAUGGCGUGGCUCAUUAUAAUGCAAUAUCUUUAUUUCUGAAAUGAGAUUAUUAUUCAGAAUCUCUGUAACACAAAACCUUGAUUUAUUUUAUAAAUGUAUACUGUACAGAUUUUUAUAUUUUGCUCUUGUAACCUAUUUUUUCCCUCCAGUUUUAAUGACACUAGCCAUCUGCUUGUGAAUUAAUCUUUAGAUUCACAUGUUUUACUUUAAAAAUUAUUCCAUGACUUUGUUAUUUUAUGUUCAGAUACUUUUUUCUGUGUCGUUUUAGAAUUAUAAGAUGUAUAUAUUUUUUUUAUUCUUUAUGCAAGAUCAAAUGUUUUAUUGUGAUUGUUUGUUACAAUUUUUAUUUAAUAUUCAAUUCUAUAUUUCAUUGUUUAUAUAUGUGCUAUUUCCAAAUCUUACAUUGAACUCUUAAAGGGAAUCCAAUGAGGUUUUCUGAUAUGACCCAACUUGGAAAUAUUUUUCUGAGACUUAUUUACCAUUUGAUAGAGGUUUGUACUUGUGUUCAAACUUUCAGGUUAUUCCCUCCACAAGUUUUCCCAGAAACAUCAAUUUUAUUGUGCAAAAUGGUAAAAAAAAAAUGAAAAUCAUUGCAAAACUUUUCAUUCAAAUUGGUCACAGAAUCACACACAAAAUCAAUUGUCAAUUUAAUUUUAAAAACAUUUCUUUAUUUUCCUCUGCAGAUUUUUUCAUUUUAUGCGCUUCAUUUGAUCUAUGUAAGAAUUUCAAGUAUUACAUUUUCAGGGUUUUUGACCUCAGUGGAGCCCCUUUAAAGUGACCUUUAUCAUCUGUGGAGUAUAUAUUAGAUAUUUGAAAUCAUCAUGUUAGUACUGUCAUUUGAUAUUUUGAUAUCACUGGGUGAAGUGUCACAUUUAAGAAAAUGUUUUUUAAUAUGACACCUGCAAUGGUGUUAUGAUAUUUUUAUUUAGUUUUUAUCACUUUAAUUACUUAGUUUUUAUCACAUUAAGGUAGUACACGCCUAAUGGGCACUAUAAGGAAUUGUAAAUUUGACAACAUAGGACAGUUAUAUGCCUUAAAUGUCACCUGUAUGCAAAAUUUAAACAAAAUUUACCGUGUGGUUUAUGAGAUAUGGACAUUUUUAUGAACUAAAACUUUGCCAUUACAAGGGAUUUUUUCAGAAAUGAGGAAACUCUAAAUAAUCUAUAAUAUCAUCAUUAUGAUAAAUGUUUUCUUUUUGCUCAUUGUUAAGAAAUAGAUAAUGACAUUUAGGUAACAAAUUAAACAAGCAAAAUGAUUGUUUUUAAACGAAAUGUUUUUAAUAUGUAUAAAAAUGUAACCCUACCCCACCCACUUUUAACACUAAUUUGACCAUUUCCCUAUGUAAAAAGCCUUAUUUAAAAUAUCCCUAAAAUUUUCCAAAAUGAGGGGCUAUUUUCAAAGUUUGCCUAAAUUUUCUUUAAUGUAUAUUGGUUGGUCUUGCAAAAUAUAAAAUACUUUUACCGUUUAGUUUUUAUUUUAUUAAACUUUGAAAAUAUCUGGUAUCAUAUUUGCUAUUAAAUUUGGCAUUAUUUAGUAAAUAGAUACCUACAAUAAUUAUAUAAUUAAAAUAAAACACUUUUUUCUUCCAUAGGGGGUCUGAGAGAUUAAUAAAAAAUGUUAAAAAGAAAAAAAAGAAAGAAAAAAAAUUGCCCCUUCUGGGGUUUGAACCCACGCCCCCUCAGUUUCAAUACACUUUACAGAGAUUUUAGCCUAUUUGAAUACUCUUCAAAGUGGAGAUAGGGCAUUAGGGGUGUACUACCUUAAUUACCAUAUUGUAGAACAGUCUUGCAACUAGGAACCUGGAACAAAGAAUAUCUGUAAUUUGUGCUUUACCUGAAACCAGUUUUUAAAAGAUAGCAUUUUUUUGUAGUAAUGUUGUUUUAAUUACAUAUUUUUAAGAAUGUAAGCAUUGUUAUUAGAUAAAAUACUAAUAUUUGGAUUUAAAUCAGUAGCAAGAAAACAUAAAAAAAAUGUUGGCAGAGAUGAAACACAUUAGACGAAUACUCCUCACAAAGUAGUUACAAAUGUUAUGAAAACAAAAUAACUGAUAACAUAUCUGUUUCUGUUUAAGAGUAAUUAAUCUAGGCGCUAACGUCAUGCAAUUGUUAAUUUGUGAUAUUUCAAAUCUGACUGUAUGAAAGAAAAUAACUUUUUAUUGGAAUUUUGUCAUGUAAUAUAAUUUUUCUGUCAGUAUGAAAAGAACUAUUUUUACUGUAAUAUUGUGUUUCUGUAAUGUGAUAGAAGAGAAUAAUUUUAAAUCAGUAUUGUGGAAAAGAAUCACAUUAAAUAUUUUUCUAAAGUCUUUAAUUAUGUGCUAUAGAAAUGAUCGUUGAAUCCAACUUUAAAACCUAGCUAAUUUCCCUUUAAUUGGUUUCAUGUUAAACAAAUUCGAACCAAAAAUACGCAAUAUAAUUAUGUAAUUGUACUACUCAAUAAUUUAAAAAUAAUAUUUCCCAAACUGUGAUUUUAUCGCUCAAUAACAUCACUGUUUGGUGUUCGUAUGUGAGGAAUUAUAUCAUGAGGGCGUAGCCCGAGUGAUAUAUUGAUGCGCAUCCGAACGAUAAACAGUGAUGUUAUCAAGCAAUUACCGUAAAUCACCGAUUUGGAUAUAUUAUUUCAAUUCUAACACGACAUAAACAAAUAAAUGCUGCCGUACCUGCUAUUAAGCAAAAUUGAGCCUGAUUUGUUUCCAUACUUAUUGUCAGUGCAUUGAAUUUUAUAGUGGUUACGUCACAUGUAUAAUGAUUACAUCACAUGUCUUAAUAUAGAAGGUCAAACAGUGAUUUUAUAGCAUAAUAACACACACUUUCGGUUCUUCUAUGUUCAAUAGGGAAAAAUGCGGGUCCUGUUAGAAUACCAUAAAUUUAUUCUGUUAUUACAAAGUCUGUUCAUUAUGAAAUACAUGUAUCUAUCUGUUACUGGUACAAUGUAAUGUGUCUUAUGUUAUUAUUUAAAAGAAAUAUUUAUUACAAUACAACAUAUCAGUGAUUUAAAAAUGUAUAAUAGCAACUUGUUGCAAUGUUGCAUAAUCAAAAUUAUAAUACAUAUUUUAUGAAUAUAUCUAUAUACAUGUUAUGUUUGGACUUUCCUUGAUCAUUAAAUAUUCAUUAUAAUACAUGUAUUUGAAUUUAUUAUUGAAGUUGAAACUUGGGAAAAUGUUUUCCCAACAUGAAAGAUAACAUGGAGAAGUCAAUGUAGGAGAUGUACCAAUAAAAUAACAGCAACAUCAUUUUUCUCUAAGACUUUUACAUUUACAUACAGAAUAUCGGUGGUUCUACUUGGUUUCCUGUUUGUGCCUGAAAUAAUACACAGGUCUUCUUCCACCAGUAAAUCUGGAAAGUUAUGACCGCAAUCUGUUGGUGCGACGUAAAACCCAACCAAAAAUGUCAUUAACAUUACAAGCCACAAAAAGUUUUAGUUUUAAAUUAAAUUUAAGACAAUAGUUUUGAUGCAUUUUUUGAUUGGUAUAGGUAAAUCAUUUAUGUAACUAUUCAAAUAUAAUUUAUAUUACAUUAUUUUAAUGUGCAUAAUAAAUGAAAUGUUUAGAUGGUUGAUUAUACAUGCAUGUUUUUUAAUGGAAAUUGUCAUAAUAAAAGUUUCUUUUACAGGUAGUACUUGUUGUUGAAAUAAGAAAGUUUAAAUUUUUUAUCUUGUUCAUGGUUGAUAGAUUUAUUUAUUUCAAUAAAAUUGAUAAUUUU